GAAUUAGAACACUGAAUAGACAGCAUUUAUUUUGUGCUGUAUGCAUCUGAGAGAUUCAAUCGUACUUUUUAUGCUAAGUCGAUUCAUUAAGUUAUACUUUUUGCCUUCUCAGAACGCAAGAAAUCUUGUGAUAGCUAUUAGCAAGAUUAUUCGUCUCUGAUUUAAAUUGCUGUUGUUGUCAUAUCUACCUCAUCAAUACCUGCAGAUGGACCAAUUCAGACUUAAAGCUUGAGGUAAUUUUCAUCUUAUGUUUUGCAUAAUUUUGAUAAAUUCCUCCUCUAGGUCUGCAGUUAGAGUUUGUAGCCUUUUUCAUCACUAUGAUGAGUAUCUAGAAAGAUUCUCGUUAUGGUUUUAUACUAAAUUUUUACUCAAAUUGAGGGGAUCAGAGCCUCCAGAUCUCUCUUUGAUUUGUACAUAACCACCAAUCAGUUAGUAAAGUCUAGUCCCGAAUCUGGGGCUGGGUCAGUCUUAAGCUCUCCUUGCUAGACAGCCAUAUUCUUUUUAAAUGGAAAUUCAGGAUUAAUAUGAAAUCCUCUUUCCAAGAUGGCAACUAUAGGAAGGAAUCUUGGGGCUUAUAUGGUUAUCAUUUAAACAUGGUUUACGUUGUACAAUAAAUAGGCCAAUCUCAAUAUGUUUCCACUUCAAGAUCCCGUCAAUUACCCAAAGGUAUCAUAUCUCUUAAGAGCAAUUACAUCGAUGAUCGUUGUAUGGGUCACACAAAGAAUCUGAAUCUGCUCUGAAGUUUUCAAAGAAGCUUUAGGUGACAUCGAUCGGGUCUUUAUGCUUUCUAUCUUAUUAACCUAGAUGCUAUUUUCGGUGACCAAAAUUUAUAAAUUAGUAAGCUUUCGAAAUAUUCUGAAUUUCAACUAAUAUUUCUCCUCUUAGUUUCUCAGUUUUUUGGCAAAAAUUUAGAAAGAUACGCAAAUGUUGAUUAUUUUUGGAAGCUUAGAGAUAAACUGGUAACACUAUGAAAGAAUUUUAUUAUCUAAAUUUUGAACAUGCAUCUAGUUUCUAGCAUCUCGAGAGAGAGGAGAUUUUCAUUGCUUUAAAGUCGUGAUAGAACUAGAUUAUCAUUACUCCGACUUACCAUAUAGAAGCACUAAACCUGAUUUAUUUUCAUUUACCUAUUAACUAGUUGAGGAAUAAGCUUUAGGGGCAGAGACCUCGAAGUUUUGGUUGAUUUAGCAGGGAAUAUUAAGAAAUUGUAGGGGAAAUUUAGAAGUGAGAAUAGAAGAAGUUAACUAAAUUUGGGAGUUGUGGUUGAUGUUUUUGAUUCGUUUUUGAAAAAUUGUUUGGAUCUGGAGGUUGAAGAAAGAGAGGGAGGAAAGAAAUAACAGUUUGUUUUAAGAGAGUAGCUUUGAUUAAAGUAUUACUUCAAGAGGCAAGCUUUGGAUAAUCGGAAUUUUGGCAAAAAAUCGGGUUUUCAUCCGACUGUUUCAAUUCUAAAAUAUGUUAACGAUUCUGCAAUUGUGU
Moneuplotes crassus is the source of this 1473-nucleotide messenger RNA. NCBI's taxonomy places the organism in Eukaryota, Ciliophora, Spirotrichea, Euplotida, Euplotidae. The record is from the annotation of a GenBank genome assembly.